AGUAUAGAAGCUGGCAAGACAUGCAUUAGGACAUUGAAGACAUUGUUUGGAGCAGAGUUUGAUAGGAAUGAUAGAGCAAAGGUUACAAAGCUGAGUAAUCAGUUCAAACAGUUAUCUUCAGAGUUUGAGAAGGAAGCCACGGAAGUACUAAAUCUGAUGAUGGCCAAUGCCAUUGGUACAAAGGGUCGUUCAGGCUCACUAUCACUCAAUGGCAAAGAUCGUGGUUCAUUCACUGAUCGUAUAAAGUACAAGGCUGCAUCCCCAUCAUCAUCAGAUAUAACACCAACAACAACACGUGUUGAGUACAGUCAUGGUAAUGGUCUAUCAGAUCAACCACAACAAUAUCGUAACUUGGAGGUCACAUUGAUUGAUGCCAAGCCUGCAGAGGAGAUGAUCAUUCAAGAGUAUAAUAAUGAGAUCAAGUCGUUGGUUGGAGAACUUGAAGCGAUAAGAGAUAUUACAAAUGACCUGCAUGCAUUGACCAUGGAACAAGGUGAACAACUCAAGACUGCCGUGGUCCAAACAGAGAGGGCCGAUAUGGAUGUGGCACAUGGUGCCGAGGAGCUCCAAAAGGCACAUGUAUAUAAGAGCAGCUACAGGAAGAAGGUUGUCAUCCUAGUAGUUGUCCUGGUCAUUCUGGUCGCUGUGAUCGUUGCCAUCGCAGUGCCAUUAGCCAAGAAGUAA
This is a messenger RNA of Acytostelium subglobosum LB1, 684 nucleotides long. RefSeq lists its product as hypothetical. NCBI's taxonomy places the organism in Eukaryota, Evosea, Eumycetozoa, Acytosteliales, Acytosteliaceae. Gene Ontology annotation, biological process: intracellular protein transport; vesicle fusion; endoplasmic reticulum to Golgi vesicle-mediated transport. Gene Ontology annotation, cellular component: SNARE complex; Golgi membrane; endomembrane system. The annotation marks the transcript as partial. The transcript has a single exon. The record is from RefSeq and is a predicted model, not a curated record. Gene Ontology annotation, molecular function: SNARE binding; SNAP receptor activity.